UCAGAGUCCCCCCCUUAUAUUAUAAGCUCUGAACCAUAUAAAUACAAGUGCAUUCAUCCAAAACGUCAAACAAUCUGCUACGGGACUGAAGGCAAUGGGGCCCCUCGGACACUGCGCGCUUCUGUUGUUGGCUUGUGCCUCUGUUUGGGGACAGAAAUUAAAGAGACAGUCGGACAUUGGCACAGGCCCAUUCCCUGCCGACUGUGAAGAUGUAUAUGCUCUGGGAUCAAAGGAAGAUGGAGUGUACAUUAUCUACCCUGCUGGAUCUUCAAGUGCUUUGCCCGUAUACUGUGACAUGACUACCGAUGAAGCCAAGUGGACGGUUAUACAGAAGAGGUUUGAUGGCUCCCUGAGCUUCUCCCGUGGUUGGACCGACUAUAAGUUGGGUUUCGGCCGGGCAGAUGAAGAGUACUGGCUUGGGCUCCAUAACAUUUACCAGCUAACCCUGCAGAAGAAAUAUAUGCUGAGGAUUGAACUAGGAGAUUUUGAGAACAACACGGCCCAUGCAGAAUAUACUGACUUCUCCCUCUCGCCCAAUGCAAUUAACCCAGAGGAUGAUGGGUACACUCUUUUUGUGGAUGGAUUCAUUGAUGGAGGUGCAGGAGAUUCUCUGACUUUUCACAACGGGAUGAAGUUCUCCACCUUCGACCACGACCAGGACACUUACCAGCAGAACUGUGCAUUCCUCUAUUCCAGUGGCUUUUGGUUUAAGGGCUGUCACUUGGCCAACAUAAAUGGGCCAUACCUGCAGGAUGCCACCUACACGUCCUCUGGCAAUGGCAUCACUUGGACUCGCUGGAAGGGUUUUAACUACUCCCUCAAAACGACUGAGAUAAAGAUACGACGUGUGGAAAUGUGUCAAAAUUGCUCAAAUAAAUAGACUUUACUUCACCCUGUUGUUUAUUGGCUGUUACUAACUGUAAUUCCAUUGUGACCUCUCUCUCUCUGCAUCCUUACCCAUUGUAGCCUCUCUCUUUCGUUGGAUUGUGUUUCUUAUUAUUUAAUCAAUGAUGUCCACUAAUAAAAUGUGCCAUGUCA
Messenger RNA from Xenopus tropicalis (tropical clawed frog), 1038 nucleotides. RefSeq names its product microfibril associated protein 4 gene 2 (gene mfap4.2). Gene Ontology annotation, cellular component: extracellular region. NCBI's taxonomy places the organism in Eukaryota, Metazoa, Chordata, Amphibia, Anura, Pipidae. The record is from RefSeq and is a predicted model, not a curated record. The transcript is spliced from 6 exons. The coding region runs from base 95 to 880 and encodes 261 amino acids. Gene Ontology annotation, biological process: blood coagulation.